AUGAUCUCAGCGGAAGGUUUCGGUGCACUACCUGCUGUAGAAACUUUACUAAAGCCGAGCACCUUGCAAGACAUGAAAGGAGCCGUUUACCUUAACCGGAAACCAUUCUCUUGCCUACGGUGCAAUAAGAGCUUUGGCCGGCAGGACGUAUUGCGAAGACAUGCUAAACUACACGAGAAUGGAAAGGCACGUGUUUUGGCAGAAUCCUCGGCAACCCCGCCAGCCUCAGUAGCUGAAGAGAACACGCGGCUUGAGGAGCCCAUGGCUGAAGUAACUAGCCGCAAACCCUCAUGUCUUCCGGAGCUCCAUACAGACACAAGUCAUAGCUCCAUACCGGCAGGACCAGAAACGAUGCAAUCGUGGGCCGAAUCUGGCGAGUUGCUUGAAAUUUUGAUGUCAGACUUCAACAGCAACUGGCCUAUCACAUUGCCUGUAAUGCAGUUUCAGCCAUCCGCUGCUCUAAGGAUGGACAGUUCAGAAGUCCUGCCUCCCGCAAACGAACAAAUCGACGCUUUCGACAGUCCUGGGCAGCAGGCUAUGCAACAGAUGAGCAGACUGAUUGGAAAUCUGUCUUCUAGUUUAACUGCUGAGAUUGCUUCUAAGGGCAUUACAUCUGCGUUUUUGGACACAUGUAUCUAUGUCUUCUUCGACAAAUUCAUGCCGUCAUUUCCUGUGCUGCACAAGCCUACUUUUCUAGCACGAGAGACGAGUCACCCUCUCCUGUUGAACAUUAUUUCGCUUGGGUCGCUGUUUGUAGCAGCAGAGGACGCUGUAACUAAGGGCGAGGCUUUGUGGAGGCUGGCUCACAUGUCCGUUGCAACUUCAUGGCAAGCUCUUAUGGCUACCAGGGGUCCGAGAGACCAAUGUAAUGGGGUACAGCUUAUCUUAACAGCACUGCUUGGACAGACAUAUGCGCUAUUAUCAAAGAACGAAAGUUUACGAAUGACGUGUCAAGUCUUUCACGGACUGGGAUUCUAUUGGGCAAGACAAUGUGGGAUGUAUCAAAUUAAUGAAGGUUCUUUCCAUUUGCCAACCUUCGAUACACCAGAAGAUGAAAAAAACGAGCAAUGGAAGAUCUGGGCUGCCCUUGAGGUUCAUAAAAGGGCAAUUCUUGGCCACUACAUUCUCGACGGGCAGAUUUCACAGUUCUCUGGGCACGCAACAUGCGUACGCCAUGUCACAAACCCUCUUCUGACGCCCGCAUCCGAUCAGGCUUUCGCUGCAACGACUGCGGAUGAAUGGAUUGUGGAAGUUCAGAAGCAGGCAACCCCGCAGCGAUCAUUCCAAAUGAUAUUUGUGGACAUGUUCUCCCCCAAUCUUCUGUGCCUUAAUCAACCGAUGUCCAAUUUCUCCGUCCGAGUGGUACUAGAGGGAUUCCAAUCUCUGAUUUCAGAUGUGCAGCAACUAAAGGGCCCUGCUGUUGGAACACCGUCGAAGAUUAGUAUCGCCCAGGCUCUCAUAUCUCUCUACAACCUGAGCCUACGCUUCCUUAAUCCUGCAGCGGCUGAAAGCAUGGAAUUGCUUAUCAGGUGGCACAGCAUCUGCCUUAAUCUAGCCACUCCAACAACACAGCUCUGUAGAUGGAUUUGUGCCACCUACAAUAUCCCGCAGCAGCUUUACAGCGGAGCAGAUUACACCGGCCACGAAUCUGAUCUUGUCGUCUGGGCUCAAAGUGACGAGGGACGCCGAGCUCUUUUGCACUCAAUGGCAAUCCAAGAUCUCGUGGAUAGGUUGCCGCUUGGUCGGUCGCACACUAUUCACCUACCUGCUGCUAUAUUUGCAGUGGCGUCUAUAUACAGUGCACGGUGUAUGGCAGACAAAGCUUCCGUUGCUGUACCAGCAACUAUCCGGUGGGAAGACGCAUGGGGAGUGGAAUCUCAAAAUGAGACCAAUUUCGACAACAUUCCAACACCUAAUAACGACACAAAUGAAUUCAUGCAAGGCAGAUACGUUACGAGCUCGGGAAAGUCUUUAAUGCGAAAUUUGACGUACGAACUAAAUUCACUCCAAAUUAUGCUAGGAUCGAUAUCCUUACGCUGGGGUGUAUCUCAUGAGAUGGAUGCUAUUCUACACCAGUGGAUCUCGAUCGUCAACGAAAGUUCCUAUUCACGGGUCUAG
This is a messenger RNA of Pseudogymnoascus verrucosus, 2118 nucleotides long. RefSeq lists its product as uncharacterized. The record is from RefSeq and is a predicted model, not a curated record. The transcript is spliced from 3 exons. Gene Ontology annotation, biological process: DNA-templated transcription; regulation of transcription by RNA polymerase II. Gene Ontology annotation, molecular function: DNA-binding transcription factor activity, RNA polymerase II-specific; RNA polymerase II cis-regulatory region sequence-specific DNA binding; zinc ion binding. NCBI's taxonomy places the organism in Eukaryota, Fungi, Ascomycota, Leotiomycetes, Thelebolales, Thelebolaceae. Bases 1 to 2118 code for a protein of 705 amino acids. Gene Ontology annotation, cellular component: chromatin.